Fusarium keratoplasticum is the source of this 426-nucleotide messenger RNA. RefSeq lists its product as uncharacterized. Lineage: Eukaryota; Fungi; Ascomycota; Sordariomycetes; Hypocreales; Nectriaceae. The transcript has 2 exons. The record is from RefSeq and is a predicted model, not a curated record. Bases 1 to 426 code for a protein of 141 amino acids.
AUGUAUCGCGAGAAUCGCCCUGGUCGUCUCUCCCUCCCCGCUAUGUGGAGCCCCCCCGAGGACGCCAUGCCCAAGCACCACCACCACCACCGCGAAGAACGUCCCACAACGAUGGAUCGGGCUCGUCAGGCGAGCACAUGCUCUGAACGCAGCUGCGAGGGCAUGACGGCCGACGAGACGCGCGAUCUUUGGAGGUGCAUGCUUGAGCUGCAGCUGCGGUACGGCUGCUACAACUCUACGAGGAUAGACAUGGCUCUUGAUGCAGGUGAUGAAGGGCUUGAUCUUAUGCCCAACCGAUUCAUCAUCGAUACUCUCAAUGAAUCUGUCAUUGACCUCCCCGACGAAGGCCGCGAGAUGCUCAACCGCUACCUAUCCCCAUCAUCUUGCGCGACAAAGCAAAAGUGGAAGUUUUGGAAGAAGGAAUAA